Molecule: messenger RNA, 846 nt
Organism: Vicia faba (fava bean)
Lineage: Eukaryota; Viridiplantae; Streptophyta; Magnoliopsida; Fabales; Fabaceae
Source: the annotation of a GenBank genome assembly
AUGGACACAACUCAGUGGGCACAGGGGAAUAUUGGGCUGGUUAAACAAAUGGAAGGCUCAAAAGCUCCUAUGAUAGAGAGAAGAGCUAGGCCACAAAAAGAUCAAGCUUUGAACUGUCCAAGAAGGUAUUGGACUGAAGGUGGUUCUUUGAGAAAUGUGCCUGUAGGUGGUGGUUCAAGGAAAAACAAAAGAUCAUCACCAUCACCUUCAAUCUCACAACAACCUCCAACAAAAAAUAUUAUUAUUCCUGAUCUUUCCACUCAAUCCGCUUCACAAAACCCUAAGAUCCAUCAAGGACAAGAUCUUAACCUAGCUUAUCCACCACCGAAUACUGAAGAUAACUAUAACACCAUAUCUAAAUUCAUUGAACUUCCUUACACAACUGAUCAAGAAAAAACUCGUAAUUCAUCGUCAUCGCCGCUUUCUGCUAUGGAGCUACUCAAAACUGGGAUUGCUGCUGCUUCUUCUUCUUCAAGGGGUUUGAAUUCUUUUAUGCCUAUCUCAUUAUCUGACUCUAGUGCAAUGUAUAAUUCAACUGGUUUUUCUUUGCAAGAUUUUAAGCCUGGUCUUAAUUUUAGUUUAGAAGGAUUUGAUAAUGGUAAUUAUGGUGCUUUACAAGGGAUGAAUCAAGAGAAUCCUGGUGGUGGUGGUGGUGGUGCAAGGAUGUUGUUUCCUGUUGUGGAUGAGUUGAAUAAUAAUAAUAAUAAUAAUAUUAAUAAUAAUAAUAAUAAUAAGCAGCAACAAGUUCCAAAUAGUGGUGAGUUUGAACAACAUCAGCAGAAUAAUAGAAGCCAUGGUGAUUCAACUGGUUAUUGGAAUGGUAUGUUAGGUGGUGGAUCAUGGUAA